Molecule: messenger RNA, 3851 nt
Organism: Folsomia candida
Lineage: Eukaryota; Metazoa; Arthropoda; Collembola; Entomobryomorpha; Isotomidae
Exons: 7
Coding region: 134-3784 (1216 amino acids)
Biological process (GO): regulation of transcription by RNA polymerase II
Cellular component (GO): nucleus
Molecular function (GO): sequence-specific DNA binding; DNA-binding transcription factor activity, RNA polymerase II-specific
Source: RefSeq, a predicted model, not a curated record
UUUAUAUUGCCCAUUCAUUUCUCAGAGUGGGAAACACUCACACGAAAUAACAAGGUCGGUGUAACACGACUCGUGUUUAUUUCUGAGCUGGAUUGAAUUUCUGUCUUUGUGAUAACCCAGCUUCUCCGAUAAGAUGCCCACCACCUUGAAGGAGGGUGUCUGUCCUCUUUGUAAGUUAGUUUGUCACGUCAACUUAUCAAAUUCUGAAAUCCAGGAACGUGAAUUCCUCCUAAAGUCGGGAGUUUGCCUAAUAUUCCAAAAAUUGGGAUCAAAUUUCACCUGGUCGUCGACUACUUGGGCGAAAUGGAAGACAACCUGUGACCCGUGCUACCGUCUUAUCGGCGAAAUCGUUGACUUGGACAAGGUCGUGAAAGAGACGGAAGAAAAGAUAUGCCAGAAAGUGGGAUGGAUUUCGAAACUGAUUGAAGGAAAUGAUGCAGGAAGCAGCCAAGAAAUUCGACAUACUGAAGGGGCGACGACCUCCUUUUAUGACAUCGCAUUGACCGAAUUUGAAAUAAAACCAGAACCAUUCGAUGAAGAUGACCAUAAUUUCACUUCAUUUGGAGACGAUGAUAACGGGGUGAUGAAAACUGGUCUUCCAUACGAUGAUAAUGAUAACCUCCCACCAGAAGCAGUACCUACCAUUAAACGAAGGCGUAAAAGAAAAGUGCCCUUCAACCCCGAUAUCAAUACGGACACUGUAAAGUCCUCGAAACGGAUUAAAUCUAGACGAUCAUCAUCACAAGAAGAACCACCUUCUGAUCCGGCUGCUGAAAUUCGCAUAGAAAACAUAUCAGGAAGAAGUACUUUUAAAAAUCGUCACACUCUUCGAUUACCCACGAUUUCGAAAUCGCUUACAAAUCAGAAAUACUCAAAAAACUCAGAAUUGCACCUUAUUUUACAUGACUUUGUCAAAUUGCUACCCUCCAAAGUCAAGAGACGUCUCGGUUCAUUGGAAAAUUGCAAAUUUAGUGUUCUUGAACCACAAAAACAGGCAAAGAUUGCAGACCGAAUUUACAAUGAUGACGACGAUAAAGACGAAGAUUUUGUUCCUGACGGAUUUCCGUCAUCUAACGGGAGUGAAAAUGAUGACGAUGAUAACGACGAAUGGGAACAAGAUGUCAAACCCAAACCUAAGUUGGCGACAGGACAAAUACGGAGGAACAGAGCUAAGUACAAGAUUCAUAAGAUUCCGGAAAUGGAUUACGCCAAGCUAACCUGUCUCACUGUGGUGGAAGGGAAGACGUUUUUUCUCCACCACGAGUUCAAGAACUAUGCAGGGGAGAGGUUCAAAUGUGGAUUUCCAUUGUGUUCGUACACCCAAAAUCAUGAAGAUAAUAACGACAUGAUGGAUCACAUUCGACAAGUCCACUUUAAAGAACUCGAGCUUGCGAAACCAGCCCUCUCUGAGCACAUGAGGUGUCGCCAGUGCGUCCUCUGUCCGUCCACUCUUGGCCUCCUGACCAUCGCUGAGUACCGGAAACACGUAAAAUCCACCCACUCGGAUACAUUUGACCCGAACGACCCCAGCUUUUUCCUCGCCACGUGUCCCACCUGUGCCAAACGGUUUGCCAACGUGAGCUCCUUAUUCAUCCACAACUGGACACAUUACUCCCCCCUCCAAACUAAAGCAUUGGUCGCGCAAGGCUUCACAGAUCAGACGGAACGGAGACGGAUAAAGAAUUCUACAUCGUAUGCCAAAAUAACUGGUAAAAGUUCCAGUCAAAUUACAACUACAACUUCCGGUCCGAAACGUGACAAAAAACUUGAUAACGACAAAUCAGCGACGACACCUCUGAUUAAAAGACCGGAAGUCGAUUUCGCCACGUUGACCGGAUUUACGGUCGUGGGAGAAAGUAAGUAUUUCCUACAGCACGAGUUUAAACCGGAGGGGACACAGUUAAGGUGUGGAUUCCCAAACUGUUAUCAUGUUGACGACGACGACAAAAUGAUGAACCACGUGAGAGAGGUGCAUUUUAAAGAGAUCAAGGAUUUACAGCCAGCGUUCGGUGGACAAACAAAGUGUCGCCAGUGCGUCAUCUGUCCGUCUCCUUCGAGUCUCCGAAAUGUUUCCGACCACCGAAAACAUAUGAAGUCCACCCACCCAGAAUUCUAUAAAAGGGACGAUCCCGACUUUUAUAUCGCGUCGUGUCCCACCUGUUUCAAGCAGUUUACCACUCGGGUCACCUUCUACUCGCACUUGUGGAGUCACUACUCCCCCCUCCAAGUCCAAGCCCUCAUCUCGCAAGGAUUCCCAGACCCUAGGGAACACCGUCGGGAAGUUUAUGAAAAAUGGCACUGCAAGAAAGUUGGGAUACCUUUGUACCAGAGAAAGACUCAAGGCGUGACAAAAGAACCUGUUAAAUUGGACGAUGAAGACCAAGAUGAAGAACCGAAUAAACCGAAAAAUCAGGACAAAAUUCCGGAAAAUGAUUUCACUUCGGUCUCCUCUCUAACUCUGGUCAAUGGGAAGAAGUACUUUCUCCAUCAUGAAUUCGUCCCAGAUUCCUGGGGGCGAUUAACGUGUGGAUUUCCAAACUGUGAAUUCGUCAAUGUCGAGAACCAGAGUGACGACGAAGCCGACAACAGAAUGAUGGACCACGUUAGAGACACGCAUUUCAAAACAUUAGCAGCUCAAGUGUUAUCCACCGAAGCCAAAAAAUGCCGCGUCUGCCCACACUGUCCACCCACCCACCCGACGCCGCCCCUCCUCAGCUUGACCGAGUACCGCAAACACGUGAAAUCCACCCACCCCACUCACUUUUUACCCCUGACUGACCCCUCCCUCUCGCUCACCUCGUGCCCCACGUGCUACGCCCCAUUUGCCACGCUGCACUCCUAUUUGGUCCACACAUGGUCGCACUACUCUCCCGCCGAAGUUGCCGCGCUGCACGCGCAAGGCUUCCAAGAACCGAAAUCUACCACGAGACCGGGGCAUUUUCCGUGCCCCCUGUGCAGCAAGAUUUUGCGCUUCAAACAAGGCCUCCAAUCCCACAUGGAGACUCACGUUCAGAAAAAAGACCGGCCAAAAUUCCUCUGUGACAUUUGCGGGAUAGAAAUGACUACUGAGCGAGGCGUAAAUUUACACAAAGUGCGUCACGAUCCUGCCAAUAUGAUCCACAAGUGGAAAUUUUGUCCCAUCUGUGACAAAAAGUGUUUAACACCGGCGGCCGUCCGAUAUCACAUGGCGCGCUGUCACGGUACGUAUGACGAGAGGGAGUUCAUCUGUGAAAAGUGUGGGUUAAAAUUCCCCACAAAGUUUGACCUCAAGAAGCACACAGUUUCCCACAAUCCGCCCGAUUGGAGACCGUUUGCAUGCUAUGUGACGGGAUGCGAGGAGGCGUACCGCUAUCCCAAGAAUUUGGAGAGACAUGUAAUCGCGACGCAUGGGGAGGAGUGUGUACGGAAAAAGGUGCGCCCAGUCUUGGCAAUGGACCGGCCGGUGCAGGGGUGCAAGCAAAUGUACCCGUGUGAACUGUGUGACAAGGUGUUUGAGCUCAAGUCGCGGUUGACGAAACAUAUGAAGAUUGGGACUCAUCAGAGUAGAAAUAGCACGAGGAGGCGAACGAUGACGACGGCGACGACGAAAGGAGGGCGUUGUGGGGGGAAAAGGAAGAAGAAAAACAGAAAUAACGACACCACAGAUGAGGAGGACGAGGACGAUGAUGGCGUCGUCGUAGAGGAAAUCGUGACGUCGGAGGAUCUAGAAUUUCCACAAGGUGACGACGAACAGGAAUACGAGAUUGAAGAAUUGAAUAGGACAAAAAUAUUUUUGAGGUUUUAAACCAUCCCGUGAUUUAAAAAAUACUAUUUUCAAUUUCAAAAAUAAAAACAUGAUAUUAAAUAUUUAA